Messenger RNA from Owenia fusiformis, 2544 nucleotides. The record is from the annotation of a GenBank genome assembly. Lineage: Eukaryota; Metazoa; Annelida; Polychaeta; Sabellida; Oweniidae.
AUAAUAUUAAAAUGUGAGAAGUAUUAUAAAGUAAGGAAUCGGGAUAGAGGGGUUGAGGGAAGCGGACGCAGACGGGACUGACCGGCCAACCGUGUGUAGAGGCACGCAGUCUUGGAAUAGGGGCUAGGAAGAAGCUAAGACAGAAAUAGAGAUGGGAAGAAUCAGCUGUGUGGGCUACCUUACAAAUUAUGCUGUGAAACAUUGUAUCGUGUUGAUAUGGAUUGUGAUAAAUGUGCUGCUCUUCUGGAAGACAUACAUGCACUACAAGUAUGAGCCUCAAUGGUUUUACCUGCACCAGAUACUCGGGGGCUACUUGUGCAUAUCUAGAGGGACGGCGGCCGUUCUUAACCUCAACUGCGGCAUCCUGCUUCUACCCAUGUGCCGAGGGUCGAUCUCAGUCCUGAGAGGGUUAACGCCUUGGAUAGGGAGACGAACCAUGGUAUCGCUUCUUGACAAGAGUAAAGGGUUCCACAUCACGUGUGGCAUUAUCGUGUUCAUCGCGUCUGCCUUUCAUACGUUCGGCCACCUGUUCAACGCCUUGCAAUUCUCCAAGUACUACAGCAAAGUCUACGUGGAUUUGAACGCUGCAAAAUAUCCACAUCAGGAUCCUCUUCUUAUUGUCGUCACUACAGUUCCUGGUCUAACGGGGAUCAUUAUGAUUCUACUAUUGGUGCUAAUUAUGACAUCUUCUACUAUAGCCAUGAGGAUGGCGAACUAUGAUCUGUUUUACUACGCACAUAGGAUUUUCUUUGUGCUCUUUUACGCUCUGCUAUUGGCACACGCCAUCAGGGGUAUCCUGAAAAAACAGAUGAACACAAACAUGCAUACGCCAGGUUGUAGCGCACUGAACGAAACGGUUCCAUUUCCCGAACCAGAAGUGCCUUUUCCAGAACCAGAACAUAUGGACAAUUCUUCUAUGAAAUGUGACGAAAAGCCUAUGUUUGACACACACGGUACAGAGACAUGGAUGUGGUUAUGUGGACCAAUACUUGUAUAUGUAGCUGACACGAUAUACAGAUAUAUUCGACAGAAACGUGAGAAAACUGUGGUUAUAGAUAUAAAACAACAUGUGCACGAGCUGUUAGAAUUAACCGUCAGGAAGCUGGGCUUUAAAUCCAGACCUGGCCAGUAUGUGUUAGUAAACUGCAGAAAUAUAUCAGGAUUAGAAUGGCAUCCUUAUACAAUUACCUCAGUUAAAGAGGAACAAAAUACAUUUACCCUACAUAUAAAAACUACAGGGGACUGGUCUGGACGAUUGAAAGAUCAUCUUCUGAGACGCAACAUUGAUAAAGAAUACAUCCCACUUCAUAGAAGCAUAAGACCUAUCAACUUGAACAUAGAUGGACCCUUCGGGAGUCCAUGUGAAGACAUUUUGAAAUACAAGAUUAGUAUAUGUGUGGCUGGGGGUAUAGGAAUUACACCAUUUAUAGCAUUAUUAAAUUAUUUAAGAAAACAGUGUUCCACUACAAAACUAGAGCGUUUACACCUAAUAUGGUUGUGCCGAGAUGCAGGGUGUUUUCUCUGGUUCCAAGACACUUUACUCGCAGUUCAUAAAAAGUUUUGGUCGAUGAAUAGGCCAGACUUUCUUGAGAUCCACCUACAUUGUACCUCAAAUAUUCUUCCUAAAAUACUCGACUCUGUUGAAAGCAUGGACGAGUUCAUGAUAAGUCGAUUAAAUAUUGGUCGUCCAGAUUGGAGACGCGCAAUAUCAGCAGUUUUGAACCGUCAUGAAAAGACCGACAUUGGUGUGUUUUGUUGUGGUCCCAAGGUAUUGACUAAGGACAUACACAGGGUAUGCUCGAAACUCUCAAUCAAUAAAAAUAAAUUAUAUUGCUACCACGAGUCAUUCUAGACAGUGUGUAAUACACGUUCAUCAUUUACAUUAACAAACAACAAGGUAUUCUAAACAAACAAUAUGCGACUUGGUAUUAUGAAGCCUUGUCGAUAGUACGUAUGAGAUGCUCAUCCAUCCUUAAGAUGCUAUCAUAUAGAAACAUUGAAAUACCCUUGGGUCAGGCACUCAUCGUACAACGUGUGCAACGAGGCGGGCGUUCGUACAAGAGAAAAGGACACUGCUGAUGUUCAACGAUUCCUUCCAGACUACUGCAUAACACAUAUCCUAUAUGAACGAAGAAUUGUUCAGAUGCUAUUUUUGAUACAUGUAGUACUAUCAUGAACACAUUUCUAGGUAGCAUGGAAGAUGCCGUAUUGGUUGCAUUUGGUUGUGUGCAACAUAUUAUUUUUGUGAUUUUGGACAGUGUAACAAUGAAAAUACUAAAUAGUGAAGCAUGCGAUUUGACUUUGAACUUAAUUGAAAGUUGUAGUUGAUGAAAUAUGUCAUUCUGAACAGAACAGUGAAAAUACUUUAAAUACUGAUACAUGUAAUCCUGAACAAUUAUCCUGAAUGGCACAGUGAAACUACUAUGUCCUGAUACAUGAAAUUACUAAGUUUGAAACAUGUGAUUCUGAACAAUUAUCCUAAACGGAACACUGAAAUUACUGAAGUGCUGAAACAUGCGAUUCUGAACAAUUAUCUUGAACCGA